Messenger RNA from Strongylocentrotus purpuratus (purple sea urchin), 3570 nucleotides. Its product is annotated as zinc finger protein 271-like. The transcript has 4 exons. Bases 267 to 2912 code for a protein of 881 amino acids. Gene Ontology annotation, biological process: regulation of transcription by RNA polymerase II. Gene Ontology annotation, molecular function: DNA-binding transcription factor activity, RNA polymerase II-specific; RNA polymerase II transcription regulatory region sequence-specific DNA binding. Gene Ontology annotation, cellular component: nucleus. Lineage: Eukaryota; Metazoa; Echinodermata; Echinoidea; Camarodonta; Strongylocentrotidae. The record is from RefSeq and is a predicted model, not a curated record.
ACACUAUAGGACCCAUUAUUGGUGGUUAUCCUCCUCUCAUUGGUCGUGGGCUUAAUGGUCGCCAGUUUUCAAGGAGCGAUAAAUAUUAUCUCGGAUCCGUGAACAACCUGAGAGGAGAUCGCAUUCAAAUGUUCCCAAAUUAAUUUGUCAAAGAAGUUGAUGGCAACUGCAAUUUCUUCCAUAUUAAGCCCAAGAAUGAACGGAAUGUAGGCUUAAAGUAAGAAGCAGAUGUGAGGACUUUGAAUUCAGUGCAGCCUGCAGAUCUGAUGGCAGCAGAGACUGUUCAGUCAUUCCUAGAAGUCAAGCAAGAAAUGGAGAGAGGGACACUUGAUCAUUACCAACCCACAUAUAGAAGUGUAGCAGAAAGUGUCCAUUUAGUCCCAGAAGAUAUGAUCAAGCAAGUAGCAGAGAGAGGGGCAUCAAAUCCUCUCAGAACAAUGGAUAGGAGUGCAGCAGAAGGUGUUCAGUCAGUCCCAGAAGAUAUGAUCAAGCAAGUAGCAGAGAGAGGGGCAUCAAAUCCUCUCAGAACAACGACUAGGAGUGCAGCAGAAGGUGUUCAGUCAGUCCCAGAAGAUAAUGUCAAGCAAGAAGUUCAGAGCAGGACCUUGAGUUCACUGCAUUCUACAGAUAUGUGCAUAGAAACAACCCUAGGACAUACUAACAAACAAGAAAUGGAAAGUAAAACCUCCAGAGAUGAAACUGCCCCAUCAGUCCCAGAACACAGUAUGCAAAAAGCAGAGAGUUGGACCUUACAUACUUCACAAUCUCCAAAUAGGAGCUCAACAGAAACUAUUCAAUUUGUUGAAGGAGUUCUCAUCAAGCAAGAGGUUGAUAGCAAUGUCAUUCAUUACCUGUCACCCAUGAAUGAAUUCAUUCCAUCAGUCAUAGAAGUUCUCAUCAAGGAAGAAGCAGAGGCCUUUUCAACCGUUGGAGAGAAAAUCGAUCAGUUACCCCUCAAAAUCAACAUCAAGCAAGAACCUACAGGAGAAAGUGAAGAGGAAGGUGUUCCAUCAAGUCUAGAAGGUAAAAUCAAUCAUGAAGUGGAUAGUACAACCCAUAAUCCUGUGUCAAGUACUGAUGGAGACAAGGAAUCUGAACAUCCUACAUCAGAAGGUGAUAUUGUUAACAACGAACAAGAGACGGUAGAACGUGGAGAGUCGAUCAACAGUGGAGGUAAAUCUCAUCUUUGCUCACAUUGCGGCAAGGUGUUUUCCACAAAAGAUCAACUCGACAUUAAUCUGAGGAUACAUUUUGGAGAAAAGCUACAUCAGUGUCCAUGUUGCAGUAAGAGAUCAUGUCAGGCCAGUCAUUCCCUUCUCCACGUGAAAUCACAUGCAGGAGAAAAGCCAUAUGAAUGUUGCUAUUGUAAGAAAGGAUUUUUACGGAAAAAUGAUCUCAAUCGUCAUAUACUAACACAUACAGGAGAAAAGCCAUAUGAAUGUUGCUAUUGUAAGAAAGGAUUCUCUCAGAAAAGUGUACUCAAUCGUCAUAAACUAAUACAUACGGGAGAAAAGCCAUAUGAAUGUUGCUAUUGUAAGAAAGGAUUUUCUCGGAAAAGUACACUCAAUUGUCAUAUACUAGCACAUACAGGAGAAAUGCCAUAUGAAUGUUGCUAUUGUAAGAAAGGAUUUUUACGGAAAAAUGAUCUCAAUCAACAUAUACUAAUACAUACAGGAGAAAAGCCAUAUGAAUGUUGCUAUUGUAAGAAAGGAUUUUCACAGAAAAGUGUACUCAAUCGUCAUAAACUAUCACAUACAGGAGAAAAGCCCCAUGAAUGUUCGCACUGUAAUAAAGGGUUUUCUGAGAAAAGAAGUCUCACCCAACACCUAACACACACAGGAGAAAAGCCAUAUGAAUGUUCAUACUGCAAGAAAAGGUUUUCUAAGAAAAGCAAUCUCACCCAACACCUCCUAACACACACUGGAGAAAAGCCAUAUGAAUGUUACUUUUGUAAGAAAGGAUUCUCUCAGAAAAGUGUACUCAAUCAACAUAUACUAAUACAUACAGGAGAAAAGCCAUAUGAAUGUUGCUAUUGUAAGAAAGGAUUUUCACAAAAAAAUCAUCUCAAUCGUCAUAUACUAACACAUUCAGGAGAAAAGCCAUAUGUAUGUUGCUAUUGUCACAAAGGAUUUUCACAAAAAAGUGCUCUCAACCAUCAUAUACUAACACACACAGAAGAAAAGCCAUAUGAAUGUUGCUAUUGUAAACAAAGAUUCUCUCUGAAAAGUGCACUCAAUUGUCAUCUACUAACACACCCAGAAGGAAAGCCACAUGAAUGUUCACACUGUAAUAUAAGGUAUUCUGAGAAAAGAAAUCUCACCCAACACCUCCUAACGCACACAGGGGAAAAGCCCUAUCAAUGUUGCUAUUGUAAGAAAGGAUUUUCUCGGAAAGAUGUACUCAAGCUUCAUCUCCGAACACACACAGGAGUAAAGCCAUAUGAAUGUUACUUUUGUAAGAAAGGAUUCUCUCAGAAAAGAAAUCUCACCCAACACCUCCUAACACACACAGGAGAAAAGCCAUAUGAAUGUUCAAACUGUAAGAAAGGGUUUUCUGAGAAAAGAAGUCUCACCCGACACUUCCUCACACACACAGGAGAAAAGCCGUAUGAAUGUUCAAACUGCAAGAAAAGGUUUUCUCAGAAAAGCAAUCUCACCCAACACCUCCUAACACACACAGGAGAAAAGCCAUAUGAAUGUUCACACUGCACGAAAAGGUUUUCUCUGAAAAGUAGUCUUAAACGUCAUCUCCGAACACACACAGGAGAAAAGCCAUAUGAAUGUUCAAACUGUAAGAAAGGGUUUUAUGAGAAAAGAAGUCUCACCCAACACCUCCUAACACACAGAGGAGAAAAGCCAUAUGAAAGUUCACACUGCAAGAAAAUGUUUUCUCUGAAAAGUACUCUUACCUGACACCUACAAACACACACAGGAGAAAAGCCAUAUGAAUGUUCACACUGCACGAAAAGGUUUUCUCUGAAAAGUACUCUUAAACGUCAUCUCCGAACACACACAGGAGAAAAGCCAUAUGAAUGUUCAAACUGUAAGAAAGGGUUUUAUGAGAAAAGAAGUCUCACCCAACACCUAACACACACAGGAGAAAAGCCAUAUGAAUGUUCAAACUGUAAGAAAGGGUUUUAUGAGAAAAGAAGUCUCACCCAACACCUAACACACACAGGAGAAAAGCCAUAUGAAUGUUCAAACUGUAAGAAAGGGUUUUCUGAGAAAAGUAGUCUCACCCAACACCUCCUAACACACACAGGAGAAAAGCCCUAUGAAUGUUCAUACUGCAAGAAAAGGUUUUCUAAGAAAAUCACUCUAACCCAACACCUCCUAACACACACAGGCGAAAAGCCAUAUGAAUGUUCAAACUGUAAGAAAGGGUUUUCUAAGAAAAGCAAUCUCACCCGACACUUCCUCACACACACAGGAGAGAAGCCAUAUGAAAGUUCACACUGCAAGAAAAUGUUUUCUCUGAAAAGUACUCUUACCUGACACCUACAAACACACACAGGAGAAAAGCUGUAUAAAUGUUCACACUGCAAGAAAGGGUUUUUUAAGAAAAGCUAUC